Diaporthe batatas is the source of this 1489-nucleotide messenger RNA. RefSeq names its product D-tyrosyl-tRNA(Tyr) deacylase. NCBI's taxonomy places the organism in Eukaryota, Fungi, Ascomycota, Sordariomycetes, Diaporthales, Diaporthaceae. The transcript is spliced from 4 exons. The coding region runs from base 380 to 871 and encodes 163 amino acids. Gene Ontology annotation, biological process: tRNA metabolic process. The record is from RefSeq and is a predicted model, not a curated record. Gene Ontology annotation, cellular component: cytoplasm. Gene Ontology annotation, molecular function: D-tyrosyl-tRNA(Tyr) deacylase activity.
GCCAUGCAGCCUGGCAGGCUCUCUCCAGCCGCUCGUACCAAUCUGCCAAUCUGCCAACCAGGCCUGGUCAUGGACAUCUGGACCCACCCUACACCAGCUGUGAAUUCGGUCACCCAAUCUUGAAAUAGAUCUAUCUGCCCCCAUGUGCCAGCGACCUACCCAUGGCCUGACCUAGGCCCUUACACUCAAUCUGACUUGUCUAAUCUCACACAUGAUACCGGCGUUUUUGCAGCUGCAAAAGAGGUCCUCCAAGGGGCUGGAUAAGGCCAUCUAGAUUUACCCGAGGAGGCGUGUUUGGCCCUGUCUGUCCAGGCAAAUUGUGCAGCUUGACAACUUGACUGCUUGUACCAGAAACUGUAGCCCCAGCCCCAGCCUCAGGAUGAAGGCCAUACUACAGCGAGUGCUUUCAGCAUCUGUCACUGUGGAAAAGGAGCUUGUCUCCUCGAUAGGCAAGGGCGUUCUGGUCUUUGCUGCUGUGGCGCCAGGGGACACAGAAAAAGAGGCCGACAGCCUUGCAGCUAAGGUCAUCAAGCUGAAAUUGUGGGACGAUGAAAAUGGAGGAAGGUGGAAGAAGAACGUACAAGACAUUGGAGGCGAGGUCCUUUGCGUCUCUCAGUUUACCUUGCUCGCCUCCACCAAGAAAGGCAAUAAACCAAGCUUCCACCAAGCCCUAGCGCCGGAUGAGGCAAAACGGCUGUACCACUACUUUCUCAGCAAGGUAAAGGAGGGUUACUCGGCAGAAAAAGUGAAAGAUGGGGUCUUUCAAGCCAUGAUGGAAGUUGCACUAGUAAAUGAUGGGCCGGUAACAUUGGAACUCACAGCUGGAAGGCAACAGGAAGUAGGGGAACCAGCCAAGCCAGGCAGCAUCUAAUGGCCACGGGCCUCUCAUUGAACACCGAUCCACGCCCAGACUCAUUCUAGGCCUGUCCAGCCCUGGGCUUGCCUCCUUGUUUUCCUACUUGAGCCAAAGGAUUGGAGUGCUGGUGAAAGUAUUUUUCCACCAGGCCUCAUGGUUUUGAGCUCACUAUAUUCAUCUUUAGAAAACCUUAGAGUCUAGAUCAUGAAGACUGUCUUCAGUGAUUCUCCACGGGAAGUUAGAAUUCCAACACGAGGACACCUUUUCCUGUUUAAGUGACGACUGUCUUCGCAUUCUAGUAAGUACCUAAGUACCCUACAACAUACCCUGCAGGCAGCUUGAAUCCAAGGGGGAACCUGCAAUGGUGUGGGUGUAACAACUACUGGAUUCCAAGUUUGGGCGACUUGGAAUUGUGGCCUGUUGGCUGGGGCGUCUGUCGUGCAGUAGUCUACCGAUCUGUCUCAAAAUUUUGUUUAUACUUUAGUAAUGAGUUCAGCACAAAAUCCAUUUCUAUGAGAAGUAAAGGACAUUGGAGCAGAAGACAGUAAAGUUCUUUCAACAUACACAGAUGUGUCUUGUAGGAAUAAGAGCUGAGCCCAAUGCAUGCACUGAGGGCUUGGAAUGGUCUGAUUG